Molecule: messenger RNA, 1699 nt
Organism: Tarenaya hassleriana
Lineage: Eukaryota; Viridiplantae; Streptophyta; Magnoliopsida; Brassicales; Cleomaceae
Product: DNA-3-methyladenine glycosylase 1
Exons: 6
Coding region: 529-1587 (352 amino acids)
Biological process (GO): base-excision repair
Molecular function (GO): DNA-3-methyladenine glycosylase activity
Source: RefSeq, a predicted model, not a curated record
UCCCAGAAAAAAAGGGGAUGCUCACUCUCUUGAUCCAUAAUCUUUGAGCGCAGAUCGAUCCUCUCUUAACCCCCUUCGCUUUCUGGGCUACUUCCCUCUCUAUUUUCCCGUCGGGGAGGGGAAAUUCAUGGGAUUCGCUUGGAAAUGUGUCAGCUUUGGGAGUCUUUCAAGACCACUCCCUCUGCAAAUCCUACUUUUCUUUUGAGAGUCUAGGUGCUUGAGAAAAGAGUAUUUCUGGGAAGCGGGCAUUGAGGCGCUCAGUUGCAACCAAGCAUGCUGGUUUUAUCACCGUGGAAGCAGUGGUAGGUGGCAGGUGCGGUGGUAUCGUUGUUGAAGGAGAUACUUUGUUUUGUUAGCUCUUUUAACCUACUUGUGAGGACAAAAUGUCUGAUAUUCCACUACGGCUUCAGGCCAUGAGCUCAUAAAGGGCCAGUAAAGAUCCGAAAUAAGGUCCUAGAGACGUGAAAGCUGUUGCUCCUUGGGACUCUCGGUUAUCACGCUAAGUUGAGUGCUUCGCCUGUGAAGCUCAUGUCUGGGGCUCCUACAAGAGUAAGAUCUAUGAAUGUGGCCGACUCUGAGACCAGGCCGAUUCUGGGGCCUGCUGGUAACAAGGCUGGUCCUUUCUCUACGCGUAAAUCCUUAUCGUCCAAGUCACCAAGAAAGUUUGAAAAUUUUCCAUCUGGGUACACUGACUCUGAUGAGACGGAAUCUUAUGCAUCGCCUGCUGUUACUGCGUCUUCUCCCCACUCCCAGAAGCACCCUCCUCUUAGCAUGGCUUCCCUUUUGCGCAGGCAUGAGCAACUCUUGAAUUCUAAUCUGUCACUGAGCGCAUCAUGUUCCUCUGAUGCCUCGACAGAUUCAUUCCACAGCCGAGCAUCAACUGGUCGAUUGGUUCGGUCGUAUAGCCUUGGGAGUCGAAGUAAGGCAUACCCUUUGAAGCCAAGGAGUGUUGUCUCUGAUGGUGCUUUAGAUUCACCAUCUAGUGGUUCAGAGACUAAGAAGAGAUGCGCUUGGGUGACACCGAAUACCGAUCCGGGGUAUGCUGCUUUCCACGAUGAAGAAUGGGGUGUGCCAGUACAUGAUGACAAGAGGUUGUUUGAACUUCUAGUGCUUUCGGGUGCAUUGGCUGAGCACACAUGGCCUACAAUUCUGAGCAAAAGGCAGACCUUCAGGGAAGUUUUUGCUGAUUUUGAUCCCAUUGCCGUCUCAAAAAUCAACGAGAAGAAGCUUAUCAGCCCAGGAAGCACGGCAAGUUCCUUGUUGUCAGAGCUUAAGCUAAGGGCCGUCAUUGAGAAUGCACGCCAAAUAUUAAAGUUGUGGCAGGUGAUAGAUGAAUAUGGAUCAUUUGACAAGUACAUAUGGAGCUUCGUGAAGAACAAGCCAAUAGUGAGCAAGUUCAGAUACCAGAGGCAAGUGCCAGUGAAAACUCCAAAGGCAGAGGCCAUUAGCCGGGAUUUGGUGAGGAGAGGGUUCCGAAGCACAAGUCCUACUGUCGUCUACUCCUUCAUGCAGGCUUCUGGUCUCACCAACGACCAUCUCACCUCUUGCUUCAGGUUCUCCCUCUCUUCUUCCCAUCUCCUUCUCUGAUCCCUUUCUCCUUUCUUUCUUUCUUUGCUGUGACCUGUGUAGUGAACGCAUUCGUGUAUUGUUUAUACUGUAGACACUUCCGUUUCGUUUUACUACAUCUCCUUCUUCUAAC